ACAAAAGAUGAAGCCAAUGAAGAAGGCAUGUGUCAGUCUCCCAGGUUCUGGCAGUGGCGGCAAGUCCCCACCGGCCACCCGGGCCAAGGCCCUGAGACGGCGAGGGGCUGGGGAGGGCGAAAAGCCAGAGGAGGAAGAUGAAGAGGUACAGCAGCAGCAGCCCCAGCAGCCUCCGGGGCCAGAAGAGGCUGAGGAGGGUGAGGAGGAGGAGUCCGAGAGGGGCCCUGGGGCUGAGGGGCUGACCCCGGAGCCACACCCUGACGACCCAGCGGCCCCAGGCCCUGCUGAGGACCCCAAGGUAGAGGGGGAGGCAAGUCGCUGGGAGCCCUCCCUCAGCCGUAAGACGGCCACGUUCAAGUCUCGAGCGCCCAAGAAGAAGUAUGUGGAGGAGCAUGGAGCCGGCAGUGGUAGCAGUGGGCCGGCCGGGGCCCCUGAAGAGCGGGCACGAACCCCUGAGGAGGCCAGUGCCCUGGGUGUCCCUCCACGGCCACCCACCUCUACCCGUUCCUCUUCCACCGACACAGCCAGCGAGCACUCAGCUGACCUGGAAGAUGAGCCCGCCGAAGCCUGUGGGCCAGGCCCCUGGCCCCCAAGUGGCACCAGCAGCGGAUACGACCUGCGGCAGCUGAGGUCCCAGCGGGUGCUGGCUCGGCGUGGAGACGGCCUCUUCUUGCCGGCCGUGGUGCGCCAGGUGCGCCGAAGCCAGGACCUGGGCGUUCAGUUCCCUGGGGAUCGGGCACUGACCUUCUACGAGGGGGCACCCGGCGGUGGUAUCGAUGUGGUUUUGGAUGCCACGCCGCCGCCAGGUGCCCUCGCGGUGGGCACAGCCGUCUGUACCUGCGUGGAGCCCGGCGUGGCUGCCUACCGUGAGGGUGUGGUGGUGGAGGUGGCCACCAAGCCUGCCGCCUACAAGGUCCGCCUCAGUCCUGGCCCCAGCUCCCAGCCUGGCCCGCUGGCCGCUGUCCCACAGCCCCCACAGCUGCCACACCAUGAACCUGAGGAGGCCGUGUGGGUGGCCCGUUCCAGCUUGCGCCUGCUGCGGCCCCCCUGGGAGCCUGAGGCCCUGCCUAGGAAGCCCCCCUCGGGCCCUGAGGAGGAGCAGGCUGAGCCGGGGGGCGCCCUGCCCCCCUGCCCUGCUGCCCUGGACUCCAAGCAGCCUGAGGAUGCCGAGGUGUCUAAGAUCAGCUUUGGUGGCAACCUGGGGACUUGCGAGGAGGGUGAGGAGAAGCACCCGCCAGCCCUGGGCACCCCGGCCCUGCUCCCGCUGCCUCCACCCCAGCUCCUGUCACCGCCACCAAAGUCCCCAGCUUUUGUGGGCCCGGGCCGCCCUGGGGAGCAGCCGUCACCCUGCCAGGAGGGGAGCCAGGGUGGCAGCCGGAGCAGCAGCGUGGCCUCCCUGGAGAAGGGGGCAGCGCCAGCCGCCCGGGCACGCACACCGCUGACAGCCGCGCAGCAGAAGUAUAAGAAGGGUGAUGUGGUCUGCACGCCCAACGGAAUCCGCAAGAAGUUCAACGGCAAGCAGUGGCGCCGGCUGUGCUCCCGAGAUGGCUGCAUGAAGGAGUCGCAGCGGCGGGGCUACUGCUCUCGCCACCUGUCCAUGCGAACCAAGGAGAUGGAGGGCCUGGCGGACAGCGGCCCAGCUGGGGCUGGGCGGCCGGCAGGCGUGGCGGCACGGGAGGGCAGCACUGAGUUUGACUGGGGUGACGAAACAUCGCGGGACAGCGAGGCCAGCAGUGUGGCAGCCCGCGGGGACUCGCGCCCACGCCUGGUGGCUCCUGCUGAUCUGUCCCGCUUUGAGUUUGAUGAGUGUGAGGCGGCCGUGAUGCUGGUGUCGCUGGGCAGCUCUCGCUCUGGCACACCCUCCUUCUCUCCUGUGUCUACGCAGUCGCCCUUCUCACCUGCCCCAUCGCCCUCCCCAUCGCCGCUCUUUGGCUUCCGCCCAGCCAACUUCAGCCCCAUCAACGCCUCACCAGUCAUCCAGCGCACUGCCGUCCGCAGCCGCCACCUGAGCGCCAGCACCCCAAAGGGAGGUGUGCUGACCCCACCAGACCUGGGUCCCCACCCGCCGCCACCUGCCCCCAGAGAGCGCCAUUCUUCUGGCAUCCUACCCACCUUCCAGACCAACCUGACCUUCACCGUGCCCAUCAGCCCUGGGCGGAGGAAGACAGAGCUGCUCCCCCAUCCGGGGGCUCUGGGGGCCCCUGGCGCAGGGGGUGGAGGAGCCACCCCGGACUUCCCCAAGAGUGACAGCCUAGACUCUGGUGUGGACUCGGUGUCCCACACACCUACACCCUCCACGCCGGCUGGCUUCCGGGCUGUGUCGCCUGCUGUGCCCUUCUCCCGUUCCCGCCAGCCCUCGCCGUUGCUGCUGUUGCCCCCACCUGCUGGCCUGACCUCGGAUCCUGGGCCCUCUGUGCGCAGGGUUCCUGCUGUGCAGCGGGACUCCCCUGUCAUUGUUCGAAACCCUGAUGUGCCGCUGCCCUCCAAAUUCCCUGGGGAGGUGAGCACUGCUGGUGAGGCGCGGGCAGCGGGACCUGGGCGGGGCUGCCGAGAGACCCCAGUGCCCCCUGGGGUAGCCAGUGGGAAGCCUGGCCUGCCCCCACCUCUGCCAGCCCCUGUGCCCAUCACCGUGCCUCCAGCCGCGCCGACUGCCGUGGCCCAGCCGAUGCCCACCUUUGGCCUGGCUUCUUCACCCUUCCAGCCGGUGGCCUUCCACCCCUCACCUGCUGCCCUAUUGCCCGUCCUGGUCCCCAGCAGCUACACCAGCCAUCCUGCCCCCAAAAAGGAAGUCAUCAUGGGCCGACCUGGGACAGUGUGGACAAAUGUGGAGCCUCGCUCUGUUGCCGUGUUCCCCUGGCACUCCUUAGUCCCUUUUCUGGCCCCCAGCCAGCCCGACCCCUCUGUGCAGCCAAGUGAGGCCCAGCAGCCUGCCAGCCACCCAGUGGCCUCCACCCAGAGCAAAGAACCUGCUGAGUCGGCGGCUGUCGCUCAUGAGCAGCCACCAGGUGGGACAGGGAAUGCUGAUCCUGGGCGGCCCCCUGGAGCCACCUGCCCUGAGAGCCCAGGGCCCGGACCCCCGCACACUUUGGGGGUGGUGGAACCUGGAAAGGGUCCCCCUCCCACCACUGAGGAGGAGGCCCCUGGCCCUCCAGGAGAGCCCCGGCUGGACAGUGAGACGGAGAGUGACCAUGAUGAUGCCUUCCUCUCCAUCAUGUCUCCCGAGAUCCAGUUGCCCCUGCCACCCGGGAAACGCCGGACCCAGUCCCUCAGUGCCCUGCCAAAGGAACGAGACUCCUCUUCGGAGAAGGAUGGACGCAGCCCCAACAAGCGGGAGAAGGACCAUAUUCGGCGGCCCAUGAACGCCUUCAUGAUCUUCAGCAAGCGGCACCGGGCCCUGGUCCACCAGCGUCACCCCAACCAGGACAACCGGACCGUCAGCAAGAUUCUGGGCGAGUGGUGGUAUGCCCUGGGGCCCAAGGAGAAGCAGAAGUACCAUGACCUGGCCUUCCAGGUGAAAGAGGCCCACUUUAAGGCUCACCCAGACUGGAAGUGGUGCAACAAGGACCGGAAGAAGUCCAGCUCAGAGGCCAAGCCUGCGAGCCUGGGGCUAGCAGGAGGACACAAGGAGACUCGGGAGCGGAGCAUGUCUGAGACGGGGACUGCCGCUGCCCCUGGAGUGUCCUCGGAGCUUCUCUCCGUCGCAGCCCAGACACUCCUGAGCUCGGAUACCAAGGCUCCAGGGAGUGGUUCCUGUGGGACAGAGCGUCUGCACACAGUGGGGGGACCUGGCUCGGCCCGGCCCCGAGCCUUCUCCCACAGUGGGGUCCACAGCCUGGAUGGUGGGGAAGUAGAUAGCCAGGCACUACAGGAACUGACUCAGAUGGUGUCCGGCCCCGCAUCCUAUUCUGGUCCAAAGCCUUCCACCCAGUAUGGGGCUCCAGGCCCCUUCUCAGCCUCUGGUGAGGGAGGUGCCCUGGCGGCUGGCGGGCGACCCCCGCUGCUGCCCACCCGGGCCUCCCGUUCCCAGCGUGCAGCCAGUGAGGACAUGACCAGUGACGAGGAACGCAUGGUCAUCUGUGAGGAGGAGGGAGACGAUGAUGUCAUUGCUGAUGACGGCUUCGGCGCCACUGACAUUGACCUCAAGUGCAAGGAGCGGGUGACUGACAGCGAGAGCGGAGACAGCUCUGGGGAGGACCCAGAGGGCAGCAAGGGUUUUGGCCGGAAGGUGUUCUCGCCUGUGAUUCGUUCCUCCUUUACCCACUGCCGCCCACCUUUGGACCCUGAGCCCCCAGGGCCCCCGGAUCCAUCACCUCCAGCCUUUGGCAAAGGCUAUGGGCCCACCCCGUCGUCGUCCUCGUCCUCACCUGCCUCCUCCUCAGCCUCAGCCGCCACCUCCUUCCCACUGGGCUCAGGGACCUUCAAGGCCCAGGAGUCAGGUCAGGGCAGCACAGCAGGCCCACUACGACCCCCACCUCCUGGGGCUGGGGGCCCAGGGACACCUUCCAAGGCCACCCGGUUCCUCCCAUCGGAUCCUGCCGCCUUCCGGCGCAAGAGACCUGAAAGUGUGGGAGGCCUGGAGCCACCAGGCCCCUCGGUCAUUGCAGCACCUCCUGGCGGGGGAGGAAGUGUCCUGCAGACGCUGGUCCUGCCCCCAAAUAAGGAGGAACGGGAAGGCAGCGGAACCCGCAUGCCCUCGGCCCCAGCCCCGUCACUGGCCUAUGGGGCUCCGGCAGCCCCCUUGUCCCGCCCAGCUGCUACCAUGGUCACCAAUGUGGUGCGGCCUGUCAGUAGCACUCCUGUGCCCAUCGCCUCUAAGCCCUUCCCCACCUCUGGCCGGGCUGAGGCAUCUCCAAAUGACACCAUUGGUGCCAGGACUGAGCUGGUCACGGGGUCCCGGGCGCCAGGGAGCUCCCCGCUGGGUGUAAGCUUAGUGUACUCGGACAAGAAGUCGGCAGCCUCUUCGCCGGCCCCGCAUCUGGUGGCUGGGCCCCUCCUCGGUACCGUGGGAAAGGCCCCUGCCACAGUCACCAACCUGCUGGUGGGCACACCGGGUUAUGGGGCCCCAGCGCCCCCUGCUGUUCAGUUCAUAGCCCAGGGGGCCCCUGGCAGUGGAGCCACCACAGGCUCUGGAGCAGGUGCUGGGAGUGGCCCCAAUGGGCCAGUGCCCCUGGGCAUCUUGCAGCCAGGCACCUUGGGCAAGGCUGGGGGAAUCACCCAGGUGCAGUACAUCCUGCCCACGCUGCCCCAGCAGCUUCAGGUGGCGCCUGCCCCGACACCAGCCCCUGGGACCAAGGCAGCAGCUCCUGGCGGCCCCGCACCAACCACCAGCAUCCGUUUCACCCUCCCCCCGGGCACCUCCACCAACGGCAAAGUUCUGGCAGCCACCGCACCCACCCCUGGCAUCCCCAUCCUGCAGUCCGUACCCUCUGCCCCACCCCCCAAAGCCCAGUCGGUGUCUCCUGUACAGGCUCCGCCCCCGGGUGGCUCAGCCCAGCUUCUGCCCGGGAAGGUACUGGUGCCCCUGGCGGCCCCUAGCAUGUCCGUGCGGGCUGGAGGGGCUGGCCAGCCACUGCCCCUGGUGAGCCCGCCUUUCUCAGUACCUGUGCAGAACGGGGCCCAGCCACCCAGCAAGAUCAUCCAGCUGACUCCGGUGCCCGUGAGCACACCCAGUGGCCUGGUGCCGCCCCUCAGCCCAGCCACACUCUCCGGACCCACCUCCCAGCCUCAGAAGGUCCUGCUGCCCUCCUCUACCAGAAUCACCUACGUGCAGUCGGCGGGUGGGCAUGCCUUGCCCCUGGGCACCAGCCCUACGUCCAGCCAGGCUGGAACAGUCACCUCGUAUGGGCCCACGAGCUCGGUAGCCCUAGGCUUCACCUCGCUGGGGCCCAGUGGACCCGCCUUUGUGCAGCCCCUGCUUUCAGGCCAAGCUCCGUUGCUGGCUCCUGGCCAGGUGGGCGUGUCGCCAGUGCCCAGCCCCCAGCUGCCGCCAGCCUGCACAGCCCCCGGAGGUCCCGUCAUCACUGCAUUUUACCCCGGCAGCCCUGCACCCACCUCCUCAGCACCCCUAGCCCAGCCAUCCCAGGCUCCCUCGGGUCUGGUCUACACCGUGGCCACUAGCACCACCCCACCUGCUGCCACCAUCCUGCCAAAGGGCCCACCAGCCCCUGCCACUGCCACCCCGGCCCCUACCAGCCCUUUCCCUAAUGCUGCAGGCUCCAUGACCUACAGCUUAGUGGCCCCCAAGGCCCAGCGGCCCACCCCCAAGGCCCCCCAGAAAGUGAAGGCGGCCAUUGCCAGCAUUCCCGUGGGUUCCUUCGAGGCAGGUGGUCCUGGGCGGUCAGGCCCUGCAGCCCGGCAGCCCUUGGAGCCUGGCCCAGCCCGGGAGCUCCCUACCCCUGAGUCUGAGCUUGAGGGGCAGCCUGCGACACCGGCCCCUCCACCACCCCCAGAGACCUGGGCUCCCAUGGCCCGGAGCAGCCCCCCGCCUCCCCCACCUGCUGAGGAGCGGACAAGCAGCAAGGGCCCUGAGACUGUGGCCAGCAAAUUCCCCAGCUCUUCAUCUUCAGACUGGCGAGUCCCCGGGCUGGGUCUGGAGAGCCGUGGGGAGCCUCCCACCCCUCCCAGCCCAGCGCCAGCUCCGGUCUCAGCCCCCAGCGGCAGUGGCAGCAGCAGCAGCGAGGGCAGCAGUGGGAGGGCAGCCGGGGACACCCCUGAGCGCAAGGAGGCCGCUGGUACCGGCAAGAAGGUGAAGGUGCGGCCCCCGCCCCUGAAGAAGACCUUUGACUCUGUGGACAACAGGGUCCUGUCAGAGGUGGACUUCGAAGAGCGCUUUGCUGAGCUGCCUGAGUUCCGGCCUGAGGAGGUGCUGCCUUCGCCCACCCUGCAGUCUCUGGCCACCUCGCCCCGGGCCAUCCUGGGCUCCUACCGCAAGAAGAGGAAGAACUCCACCGACCUGGACUCGGCCCCCGAGGACCCCACCUCGCCCAAGCGCAAGAUGAGGAGACGCUCCAGCUGCAGCUCAGAGCCCAACACCCCCAAGAGUGCCAAGUGUGAGGGGGACAUCUUCACCUUCGACCGUACAGGUACGGAAGCGGAGGAUGUGCUCGGGGAGCUGGAAUACGAGAAGGUGCCAUACUCUUCCCUGCGGCGUACCCUGGACCAGCGUCGGGCCCUGGUCAUGCAGCUCUUCCAGGACCAUGGCUUCUUCCCAUCAGCCCAGGCCACGGCAGCUUUCCAGGCCCGCUACGCAGACAUCUUCCCCUCCAAGGUGUGCCUGCAGUUGAAGAUCCGUGAGGUGCGCCAGAAGAUCAUGCAGGCGGCCACUCCCACGGAGCAGCCCCCUGGAGCUGAGGCCCCCCUUCCUGGACCGCCCCCCACUGGCACUGCUGCUGCCCCUGUCCCCACUCCCAGCCCUGCUGGGGGCCCUGACCCCACCUCACCUGGCUCGGACUCUGGCACAGCUCCAGCUGCCCCGCCACUGCCUCCGCCUCCGGAGCCAGGUCCCGGACAGCCUGGCUGGGAGGGCCCCCCCCAGCCGUCCCCCCCGCCCCCUGGCCCCUCCACAGCUGCCACAGGCAGGUGAGGGCUCCGAGAAGACCCCAGGACCCACAGUACGCCCCUCAGGACAUGGACAGUAUGUAGGUGGCAGGAAUCCGGGGUGGGGGAGGGCAGGAUGGUUCCCUCCUCCCCAAUAAAGCCAUUUCGUCCUUUUUAGUUUUGGGCGGAAUGAGGCCUGCUCCUCUUGUCUAUCCCCCUCCCCCCACAGCUUUCUCCCUGUGAUGGGGGGCAGCUGAGGGGAAGCAGGGGCACAGUCUCCCUCCACCGAGCCCCUGUAUAUAACCUGGAGUGUGUUACCUUCAGACCUUUUCACUUGUACUUUAUGCAAAAUGGCUCAUGUGAGGGCUACAAGCUGGUGGGUAGUGUGGGCCUUGGGCCACAGGGAGGUGCCUGUGGAGUAGGGGGAGUUCAUGCACCCCUUUUUUCCCCAGAGGGGCUGGACUCAGGUUAGUUUGGGGUGGGGGCUCCUGCACUUUGCCACAGGCAUGGGGAGGGUUCUCUCCCCACCCCCUCUGCCCUCCCAACUUGGGUUGUACUUUCUAAGAAGGUGAUUCCCCCUACCCUUGUCCCUAUCCCCAGAACAAAACAUGUUGAUCAUGUGCAAUAUUUCUUACUGUGCCGAGAAGCCGAAAUGACCGAAAUUAAAGCUGUUUAACACA
Molecule: messenger RNA, 8216 nt
Organism: Enhydra lutris kenyoni (northern sea otter)
Lineage: Eukaryota; Metazoa; Chordata; Mammalia; Carnivora; Mustelidae
Product: capicua transcriptional repressor
Exons: 20
Coding region: 8-7582 (2524 amino acids)
Biological process (GO): regulation of transcription by RNA polymerase II
Cellular component (GO): nucleus
Molecular function (GO): RNA polymerase II transcription regulatory region sequence-specific DNA binding; DNA-binding transcription factor activity, RNA polymerase II-specific
Source: RefSeq, a predicted model, not a curated record